GGCGUUCUAUCAGUACUGCCACGUCUGCCUGGGGCUGGUAACCCCGGUUAAGCCUUAACCAGUGUACUGUAGGCACUUAGCUUAUAAAAUGUUCCAGCUCGCCCUCCCUCUCCUCCUACAGUUCGAACGCCAGCAAUACUUUUUGCGCCGUCGAAGUCUUUGAUUCGAUGGACAGCCGCUGGUCCAUCUGUGUUUCUCUCCUAUCUUUCAUCUUCUUGCAUCUCUUACCAUUGAAUGCUCGAUUGGAUCCGAUCUUGCGGUUGCCGUCGGAAAUCUCCGGCGGACGACUGGAAGCAGGAGGAGAUGAUUCGGUCGGGACCAGAUGGGCCAUCCUGAUUGCAGGAUCGUCGGGCUACGGGAAUUACCGACAUCAGGCUGAUGUAUGCCAUGCCUACCAAGUCAUGAAAAAUGGUGGUCUUCGAGAUGAAAAUAUCGUUGUUUUCAUGUACGAUGAUAUUGCAUAUAAUGAGGAAAAUCCCAGACAAGGAAUUAUAAUUAACCGUCCUGAGGGGGAUGAUCUGUAUGCUGGAGUUCCCAAGGAUUAUGUAGGAGAUAAUGUUAAUGUUGACAAUUUUUUUGCUGUUCUCCUUGGAGAUAAAAAGGCUGUAUGUGGUGGCAGUGGGAAAGUUGUUGAGAGUGGACCUAAUGAUCAUAUAUUCAUAUUUUAUUCAGACCAUGGUGGCCCAGGAGUUCUGGGCAUGCCUACAUAUCCUUAUCUUUAUGCGGAUGAUUUAAUCUCUGUUUUAAAGAAAAAGCAUGCCUCCAAUUCCUACAAAAGCAUGGUCAUCUAUAUUGAGGCUUGUGAAUCUGGGAGUAUUUUCGAGGGUCUUCUCCCUGCGGAUACAGCUAUAUAUGCAACCACGGCAUCUAAUGCUGUGGAGAGUAGUUGGGGAACUUAUUGUCCUGGAGAGAGUCCUAGUCCGCCUGCAGAGUACUGGACAUGCUUGGGAGACCUCUACAGCAUAUCUUGGAUGGAGGACAGCGACAUCCAUAAUCUGAGAACUGAAACUCUGAAGCAGCAGUACGAACUAGUAAAAAAAAGGACGUCUGUUGAUUACACAUAUAACCAAGGUUCUCAUGUAAUGCAAUAUGGUCAGCUUGGUCUCAACAGCGAAAAUGUCUUCCGUUACAUUGGCUCUAAUCCUACCAAUGAUAAUUCUACUUUCAUUGAGGAUAACUCUCUCACCUUCACGCAAAGUCAUGUGAACCAGCGCGACGCAGACCUCAUUUAUUACUGGCACAAGUUCCGUAAUUCGCCCGAAGGAUCUUCGAAAAAACUCGAUGCCCGGAAAGAAUUGCUUGAUAUAAUGACCCAUCGCUUGCACGUAGAUAAUAGUGUAAAACUCAUAGGGAAGCUUCUCUUUGGAUUAGAGAAAGGCAUCGAAAUUCUCAAUGCAGUUCGUCCGAGCGGGAUGCCAUUAGUCGAUGACUGGACUUGCCUCAAACUGAUGGUUCGGACUUUUGAAACUCACUGCGGAUCUCUGUCUCAGUACGGCAUGAAGCACAUGCGCUCGCUUGCGAACAUCUGUAAUGCUGGCAUUGAGAAGGAGACGAUGGCUAAGGUUUCUGCCGAUGUUUGUGACCACAUUCCAUCCACCCCAUGGAGUACCCUCCAUAGAGGCUUUAGUGCCUGAAAUGGUUUCUACAAUGGGAAAUGUUCUGCUCUGGCUGGUAGCUAUCAUCUACAGUUUGUAAAUAGAAUGUAGCUAGCUGUGGCAUGCUUGCUGUUAUUGCAAUAGAUUUUAAGGUUACAUCCCCAAAUUAUUGAAAUGGUCGUGUAAAAGGUAUAAUUUAUCAUUCCGAGUGCAUUGUAGUAGUUAUGUUGGGUAAUGUAAAGAAUAUUUGUGCUUCUGAAUUAUUUAUAUUUCUAUCUGUAAUGAAGUUGCUAGCCUUGUAAAACUCAAUGGGUUGAUCUUGAAUGUUGAUGGAUAACUGAUUGAUUGUGAUGAA
Molecule: messenger RNA, 1950 nt
Organism: Phalaenopsis equestris
Lineage: Eukaryota; Viridiplantae; Streptophyta; Magnoliopsida; Asparagales; Orchidaceae
Product: vacuolar-processing enzyme-like
Exons: 9
Coding region: 168-1634 (488 amino acids)
Biological process (GO): vacuolar protein processing
Molecular function (GO): cysteine-type endopeptidase activity
Source: RefSeq, a predicted model, not a curated record